AUGCCCACGGUGUUGAUGGUGGCCGAGAAGCCUUCCCUGGCUGAGUCUCUGGCCAAACUCCUCUCUCGAAAUGGUCAUUCUUCACGUCGUGGAAGCAAUGGGGCCUGCUCUAUUCAUGAAUGGAACGGAAAUUUUCGGGGCCAGCCCGUGCACUUCAAGAUGACAUCUGUCUGCGGCCACGUCAUGACCUUGGAUUUUGUAGGACGUUACAAUAAUUGGGAUGCUGUCGACCCAGUAAGUGAUAGGUUAUGGAAAAGAUCCUAA
Molecule: messenger RNA, 264 nt
Organism: Dibothriocephalus latus
Lineage: Eukaryota; Metazoa; Platyhelminthes; Cestoda; Diphyllobothriidea; Diphyllobothriidae
Source: the annotation of a GenBank genome assembly